UUUGGUAUUUCUAACUAAUAUAUCUUAUCAUAAAUGUAGCAAGGAACACGAACGACUUGAUUUCGUUUGUUUGGUUGUUGAUUUGACUGAGAAGUCGUAACUGCACAAGUUUUGUUGAUGUCAAUCGUGUGAUUUAUUGAAUUGGGACUCGUACACAGUUUUCAAUGCUGCGCGGUUAAAGACGUUCUCGAUGAGGCGUGGCAGCUUAUAUCAUCUCGGAGUGCUUCGAGUAACUGACGUCACAACAGAAAACGUUAAGUCAAUAAUGUAGUAUUUUUACUUCAGUCUGUCUCCUACUGUGAACGGAAAAACAGAUUGACUUUAUUCUACUUUAAUGAACAAAUUGGUGAAGUUGUUUAAGGACUUUCUUUGCUUCGUAAAACAACGAGUAUUAAAAUUGGCAAUAUUUCGGUACACGAAAUGGCCAUAAUGCAAAUUUCACACCUUUUUAAAAUCCCUAACACGUACUUUCGCUUAACAGUUAGCUUUUAAAAGAUUAAAAGGUGAGAGUGCAACCCGUUUAGCUAAACGAAUUGGUCGUGUUUGGGUUUUUCAGUCACGUACUAUUACAUUCGCGGUAAAGCUUCGAAAUGUAGCGAAAAAAACGACAAAGGAUAGUCCUCAAAUAACGUCUUCGUUCAGUAAGAAAGCAGUUUGGCUUUGAAAAUCAAACGCAACAGUGUAGAAACGAUCUGCUAUAAACCACCUAACCAUGUUGUCAGGUUUCGACAGACCAUUAGCGCUCACUACAGGUAGUGACUGAUUGGUUUCAUCAACAUGUGACCUUAUCAGUUGGCACGUGCAUAUUGCUAACCAUUAUUUCUUACGGAAGGAGCAGCACAAAUAAAUACAUCUUUAUUCCAAGUGGAAUUUUAAAUGGUUAAUGUUGAUUGAGAUGUGGUUUAAAGUUUACUAAUGGUAAAUUAUAAUUUUAUUUUAUAGCGAUGAGUUAGAAUUAUACCUUUGCGUUUUUCUUUUGGAGAUAAUGUUGCCACGCUGCUUCUUCCACAGGCUAACAUAAAUUCAAAUGUCCAGGAUAAAGAAACGAGAGAAUUAAAAGAAAAAAUGGGGGAUUAGCCAUUUUGGGUGAGCAAGACGCCUCUGUAAUCCACACGGCAUUAAAAUCAAGAAACGUAUGCGAAAAAUUCCAUUUGGGAAUUCUGCAAGUGACCGUCUCUGACUUUCUUGCGAAGCACUUUAAGUCGUACAGUGGUGGUUUAAACAAGUUAUAAUUUAUUUCAUAGAAAACCAUGGCCUUUCCAGGCCCUGACGCCGUAAAGUUCGGGUGGAACUUUUUGCUUACACCGGAGUGGGUGUUCCAAAAUCCCGCCUGGAGGGUGCCGAAUUUCUCGAUCUACUCGGAAUAUUUGCAGAUGGCAACAGAGCAAAUUGUUCAUGGUGGGGUUCCUAGCCGCUUUGGACUGCCAAAUUUUCCUAUGAAGUAUUUCGAAUCACCGCUUUCUGUUGUGCAAAACAACUUCGACCAAUCAGAGUAUUCGUCAUCUGCAAAUAGAUUUGAAGAUCAAAAGAACCUGAACGGCAUUAAAAGACCUCUCUCUUUAUUAACACUAGCAGAUAAGCACGAAUUAUCCAUCGCCGACGAAGACGUUGCAAAUUCUGAUACAAAUCACACCCGUCAGCCAACAGAUGCAACGAAAUUGCGGUGCCAAUACUCGAGGAACGGAUGGAAUUUCCAGGAAUCAAAUUUUCGGGAUCAAGUAUUGAAAACAUCAACUGAAACCAUCCCAAAACAGCAAUACGAGAAGCCCCACCUAAAGUUUGGAGUAAGCACUAUUCUUUCAUUGGAUACCAUUUCGAAAAAUCAGAGCUCGCUAAACUCAGAAAAAACACAACCGCCAACUGAUUGUCAACAUGGUCACGUGCAAGAUUCACACACACAAGAUCUAAGAUCUACUUUGAUUACACAAGCGUGUCAUCCGUAUUCUCAACACCCGGUUACACAAUAUCCACAUUACGUCACCCACGGAACAUACGUGCACUCAAACCCUGUGGCCCCAAUUUUGCCAACGUGGUAUCAGGGGGCGGUUCGUGGGCGGGGUCGCCGCGGAAUGCUAAGAAGGGCGGUAUUCUCUGAUAAUCAGAGGAAAGCACUCGAAAAGAAGUUUCAGCUCCAAAAGUACAUUGGGAAGCCCGAUAGAAAGAAGUUAGCGCUCAAGCUUGGCCUAAAAGACUCCCAGGUAAAAAUCUGGUUCCAAAACCGAAGAAUGAAGUGGAGAAAUUCCCAAGAGCGUCAAAUGAUUUCGUCAUCUUUGUCAACAGAAAACAACAAGGUGCAGGUUCUACCGAUUCCCAAGUGCGUAAGGGAGCAGACUGAGGGGGCUACAAGUCAGGUUGCAGUUGAUGAAUAAAGCAGCAGUAAUUUUAAAUAUCAACACACUGAAUGUUCCUUGUAUAACUGUACCUGGCACAGCGAUUAUAAUUUGAAACAAGUUUAUUUUUGUAUACCAACAAACACAAGCGUCUCCAUUCUAAGAAAUCAGCAACUGUAGCAAAUAUAGUCUGGCUAUACACGUAUAAAAUAAGGUAUUGUCAUCACGAUAAGAAAAUGUGAUUUAUAUGUUAUGUGAUUGUCUAUUACAACUGGUCCAUAUUGCUCGAAUGUCUAGUUUGCUUGUUGUUUAAAUUUAAGGUUCAAGUUCAUCAUAUUAAUCUAGCGCUCAUGUGUACCAGUGUCACUUCACUUUAGCUAUAGUUCCCAUAAAUACGCGAGGACUUAGUGCAAAACCAACAAAGUAUCGAGUUUACUUGCUAUGAAUACACCACCGGCCUAGAA
Messenger RNA from Ciona intestinalis (vase tunicate), 2794 nucleotides. RefSeq lists its product as uncharacterized. Gene Ontology annotation, molecular function: DNA binding; DNA-binding transcription factor activity, RNA polymerase II-specific. Gene Ontology annotation, biological process: regulation of transcription by RNA polymerase II. The record is from RefSeq and is a predicted model, not a curated record. Lineage: Eukaryota; Metazoa; Chordata; Ascidiacea; Phlebobranchia; Cionidae.